GUAAAACAAAGGUGAAUAACGUAAAACUAUUUAAAGUACAAUUGAAAAUACAAGACAAGAUCUUCGUCUGAGUUCAAGAAAUGGUGAAAUAUUCAUGAGGAGGAGAGAGGAAGAGGAAGAUUGAGAGUAGAGAGGAGGAGGAUAGACAAGACUGGCCCUAGCUUGGCCCUCCCAUUGAAACUGGCCUAGAACCGCUACUGCCGCCAUCACAAUCCCAGCACAGGGUAGAAGUUAGGGAGGGAGUGAUACAGAGGUGUGUCCAUGAGGCUUUGAAGAGUUGUGGUUCCAGUGCAGUCAUUGUUGUACUGUAUUCCAGCAGUGCAGGCCAGAGGAAACUGGUCCUUCUUGGCCCUACAGAGUUAGCACUUGGCGUGAACUUGGCUUUGUGGUCCUCUGUUUGUGGAUUGCCAUGGAGACAUCUGAUUUUGUCCAGAACAAAUUAACUGAGUGGGGCUUCAGUGAGUUCGUGCAGAAAUUUGAAGGUACUGUAUAACCAGUCUGCGUUGGUAAGUACAGUCAGGACUGUAGUUAAUGCCACUGAAAUUGAAGACAUAUCCUUUGUGUAAAUAGCUUGGUUGUGGGUUACUGUUAUGAAGAUGUAAGAUGUUUUAUACUUCAUCUUCAGCGAGACAAAACUCUCUAACAUAACUCUUUUAAAGUUCAGCAUCUUCAUACCCUGAAUUUUAAAUGUGUCCCUUGACAUGUGUGUAUUUACAAUGAUUCACUUCAGAAUCAGGACAAAGACAUUUAUUUUUCCUCUUUAUGAAAACAGGACCCAAGGUGUCAUCAUCAAGAUUAAUCAGUUUUGUUUGACGUCCAUUCCAGAUGAAGGUAUUGACAAGGAGACUUUCCUAAGUCUUGGAGAUUCAGCAGGGAUCAAUGCUUUGAUUCCUAAAGUUGGACCAAGAGUAAAAUUCAAAAAGAGACUCAAAGAAUACCUACAGUGGAAUUCCAUGGAGACGUGUGAUUUUGUCCGGGAUAAAUUAACUGAGUGGAAUCUCAGUGAGCUGAUUCAGAGAUUUGAAGAUGAAGGCAUUGACAAGGACACUUUCCUAUGUCUUGAGGAGUCAGGCACCUUGAAUGACUUGAUUCCUAAAACUGGACCAAGAGUAAAAUUCAGAAAGAGACUCAAAGAAUACUUAGAGACCCUGAAAAGAAAGCUUGCUUAUACUCCUGAAAUGAUGGACACUAAAACUGACACAAAUUCAGACCAAGAGGACAGCCCUGAACUGGACCCAACUAUUUUUCCAUGGCACUUUGAGUCUACUUCAACAUCUGACACAGAUCGUGACAAUGAAAUGAGUGGAGAGCCAAUGCCCAACAGUAACUCGAGCACAGGCCUACUUGCUGUGAUUCUCUUCAUUUUGCGUCACCAUCUAACUACAGCAGUGGCUGACUUAAUGGCUCUACUGAAUUUUCUCUGCCCUAACCUGGCUGUUGCAUCUAAGUAUCCGUCGGAUAAGACUCCUGUCUUGUCUAUUGUAUUUUACUGCCCUCGCUGUCAAAACUACAUGGGAAAAAAUCCUGAUGGUACUUCUUGUUUGAAAUGUGGUACAAUGUUCAACAAAAAAAGCAGCACUAAAAAUGGAGACUUCUUUUUGUUUGCAUCACUGAAAGACCUCCUGAAAAACAUACUCAAGAACCAUGGCACUGAGUUGUUACCAAAAACAGUCAACCAGGAGGAUGGCAUUAAAGAUGUGAUGGAUGGGAGGAUGUACCAGAAUCUGCUUAAACAAGGAACAUUGGCUGCUGAUGACCUUACACUGUCAUGGAAUUGUGAUGGCGUACCAAUAUAUAACUCAGACACAUACUCGCUUUGGCCCCUUCAGUUUACUAUCAAUGAACUUCCUUACACACAAAGAAAAGAAAAUGUGAUAGUUGCAGGACUUUGGUUUGGCAAAGGAAAUCCUGAGAUGAACACAUUUCUAAAGCCUUUUGUUGAUGAAUGUUCUGACUUAGCCCAAAAUCCCUUCCAGUGGAGCGACAGCAAUGAUACAGUUCACUUCUCAAAAGUCUUCUCCUUGGUUUGCUCCUCUGAUGCCGUUGCGAGGCCACUCCUCCGGAAUUGCAAACGAUUCAACGGUGAAUAUGGUUGUGACUGGUGCUUGCACCCUGGCAUGAUGGUCAAAAAAGGCAGUGGGUCCAUGAGGUCCUACCCAUAUGAUGAAGAGAAACAAGAGGCAAGGUCAGACGAAAUGUUUAAAGAUAAUGCAAUGCAGGCUGAAGACUCUGACCCAAAAAAUGGAGUAAAAGGCUUUUCCUUGCUUUCCGAACUUCCCUUGUUUGACAUUGUUUUUGGAUUUGUUCCUGAGUACUUGCAUUCGGUUCUGCUUGGUGUGUCCAAGCAACUUGUGUUCCUGUGGUUGGACCCAGUCAACUCGAUGAAACCCUGGUAUGUAGGUCAACAGAUUGCACAAAUUGACUCCCGACUUCUCAGUCUAAAACCAGCAUUGGGUAAAAAAAACAGAUCUCCGCGUCCACUGAAGUGUAGGGACACAUGGAAAGCAUCAGAGUGGCGAGCGUUCCUUUUAUUUUAUGCGAUCAGUGUCCUGCCAGGUAUCGUGCAGCCUACAUUUCUGGAACAUUAUUUUUAUUUGUCAUUCAGCGUUCACAUUCUCCUACAAGAAUCAAUAUCUCAACGUGACCUUCAGGUGGCCCAUGAAUCUUUGGUACGCUUUGUAAAAGACAUGAAAGUCCUUUACGGUGAGGAAAAUGUGUCUUUCAACUGCCAUCAGUUAAUCCACCUCAAAGAAAGUGUGCUGAACUGGGGGCCGCUCUGGGCAACAUCAGCAUUUAGUUUUGAGAGAAACAAUAGAUAUUUGAGGGAAGUGCUCAAUGGCAUAGGUAAUGACCCUCAACAAAUUUGCCAGGGGUUUCUCCUUUGGCAGCUCAUACCCAGACACCUUAGUUCUUUAGUUUUUAGCCGACAAUCAGAUUUUAGUGAGUUAUUAGCCAAGCUCACACCUGUAAAAGAUGGCAAUGGCUCUGACAAACCGCUUGGAAAAUCACGCCAUCUGGAUCUCACAGGAUCCAUAAAACUACCAAUAGAAGAGCUCUUAAAACGGCCAGUUCUUGUCAGAUCGGUAGAAGCUUAUGACAGCUACAGUAAUGGACACACUGUUUAUCAAUCGACAAAUGGUAACCAGUCAGACAAGACGGACUGUGUUAUUAAACUCAAGAACGGCUGCUAUGGAGAAAUACGCUUGAUUUUGCUUAUUAAAGAGAACUGUGUGUGCACAUCCAACUGUCAGUGCCAGGCUUGUCCAAUCAUUGUGGUCCACCUGUAUGACAUCAAACCUGAUACUAUAUUCAGCGACAUGCAUCCUAACAAUGCAUCUAAGACUAUUUUUGUGAGAGUCGAAAGGACAGGUCAGCAGAAAGCUUUCUUCUUAGAGGACAUCAGGUGUAAAUGUGAGUAUGUGGAUGGUUGGCUUGUGCCUGUACCAAACACUUAUGAGAGAUACUAGAGUGACUGGAGGGCUAAAGCGCUCGCAGCAACAGAGCCAAAAAUGCUGAAAAACACUUGGUUGUUUAUAUAAGUCAAGUCAAAGUCCAUUUAUUUGUCUCCCUUGGGAGAAAUUUGGAUUAGAGACAGAGUACUGCUGCUUAAACAGCACGAAACAUACAAACAAAAAUACAUAAAAGACAGUAAAACAUUCAGCAUCUAAAAAAAAAAAAAACAUACUGGUAACCAGAUAGGGACCAAUGUGCAAAAAGAUAUUUGCUCAUCUGAGCUGUGCAAUUUGCCAUGCCUACUCGUUGAAGUUAAAGUGCUGGUACACAUUAGAGUGCUGGUACAUAUUAAAGUGCUGGUACAUAUUUAAAGUGCUGGUUCACAUCAAGGUGCUAGUACACGUAAGGGUGCUAAUACACCGUACACAGAAAAAAAGUACACAUUAAGGUGCUAAUACACUGUAUGCAAUACACAGUACACAAUACCUGCUUACAUUUGCUCAUUAAUGAGCUUGACUGACAACGGGACAAAGGAAUGUUUGUACCGGUUGUGUUUACAUAAGGGAAUCCUGUACCUUCUCCCUGAGUGCAUUAGUGAGUAUUUGUUGAACAAAACAUGAGAACUGUCAUUUAGAAUGUUUUUUGCCUGAGUGAUGACGGCCUGAUUGAACAGUUCCUGAGGGUUAAGCGGGGGGUGACCCAUAAUCUUACCCGCUACUCUGACCAGGUUGAGAAUCUGAGUUUUUGAUUUGACAUUUAGGUUCCCAAACCAGCUGGUGAUACCGCACCGUACAAUGGACUCUAUUGUUGUUCUGUAGAAAAUUAGCAUUAUGUUUUUGCAGACACCAAACAACCGAAGUCUACGCAGAAAACUGUAAAUCAAGUUCUGUGAAUACAAAUAGUAGAUGUAGCUUGCCGUGCCAUCAACUUUAUAGAUAUCAUCAACAACCCCUCAGUUUCCCUGUUCUUUUACAAACCACAAGUUCUGCAUCUCUUUUCCUGGUGCCAUCAGGUGAGUUGUUAAUUUGCAUAAGGAAGUUCUAAUGCCUAGUUCAGACUACAGCCGUCCUACUGUGUCAGCUUAAAUCAGGAGUGAUAAUCAGUGUUACGUGUGAUUAUUGAUCAUUUCAUCCCGUAUCCCGUGCCACUGUCGAUCAGCAACAAAGUCAUCAACAACCAACGUAGGAACUACAAUAUCUUUUCUACCAGUUAAAGGCCACACUGAUUAAGUUAAGAGCACUUUGUAACUCUGCAACUUUCAUAGUUUUUUCUUUACCAUGGAAACAGUGACAGCUUUACAUUUUUCUUUAAGGACUUGUCUCAUAAAAAAUUAUCAACCUUAUUCCACCAGGUGCAGGUUUUUAUUGUUAUCUUGUAUUAUGAUCGUCUGUGCAUGUUGGGGUGUAUUUUCGAAGCAUGUGUGUAUAAAAUAAUUUCACUUUAACGGUUACGAGUCUGGCGGGAAACAAGUGAAAGAAACAGACACGGCAUAUGUAUCUAAAACAUAUUUAGUAACUUUGGUCCAAAACAAUCAUACAUCUCUUCAUCUCAGGUGACAUCUGAUCUUUUAGGUUCAAUAGGUAAUAUCAUACAUUGUAAUUGUGUUUUAUAUUCUGCUCUAAAUGAUUUUGUAAACAGUUUGUACAUUUAGUAAAAGUUAAUGUUAAAAAAAAUGCCUGUAUAUAAAAUGAUUUUGCUGUAUCAUGACACAAGGCACUGUGACUCAAAGAAAUACUGAUAAACCUUGUUUACUUUGUUUGGAGAAGCGCCUCAUAUUGCUUCAUAUAAUGUGUUGAUGAGGCCCUCUCCAUAUGAUCUUAAGAUGUGUGCCAGUCUUUUGGAUUUAAAAUACACUGAGGAUGACUGUAAUACACAAAUAAAUGUGUCAGUUAAA
Molecule: messenger RNA, 5347 nt
Organism: Epinephelus moara (kelp grouper)
Lineage: Eukaryota; Metazoa; Chordata; Actinopteri; Perciformes; Serranidae
Exons: 10
Coding region: 702-3467 (921 amino acids)
Source: RefSeq, a predicted model, not a curated record